CGGGCGUGCAGACGCUCCUCCACCUUUUACCUUUGCUUUGCGCGUUAGACGGAGAAGUGACUUCGAGGAGCAUCGCAGCUUUCUCUGCUCCACCGGUCCAAUAACAAAGGACACUUUACUGCGUAUCUGUUUUAUUUUUUAUUUUUUAGAAACCCCCAGUUCAGUCUCAGUCUAAAGUAGUUGUUACAAAGGUGUGAUUUAUGACCUAAAGCUAUGCGCAUGAAAGGAACCUGCGAUCCGUUAUUUGACACCUGGACGCGGUGGGAUUAGCUGCACAUGGAGAUCCUCGCAGAAGUAGAUGGAAUCUCUCCCGCGUCUGGUGGGAGAUCGGUUUGACCAUCCUCAUUCGGCUAUGAUUCAUUUUGGGAAUAUUUGACAUGACAAGGAUACUACCCGUCCUCGCGAGAACCAUGCUGUUCAGAGUGCUUGCGUUGAUUCUCUUACAAGGAGUCUGGACGUCCGACGGCCCGGGGACAUCCGGGGUCCACCCCGCGCGUCUCCCACAGCCCAGCGGUGCGUUUGGCUCCGGGAGAUCCAGAGGUUUACAGAUGUCUGAUGCCACCGAGCCAAAGUCCAGACCGAAGCGCUGUACCUGCUAUUCUUACAAGGAUAAAGAGUGCGUCUACUACUGCCACCUUGAUAUCAUCUGGAUCAACACUCCCGAACGCACUGUGCCCUAUGGGAUGUCAAGCUACAGAGGAUCCCAGCGAAGCAGACGUGCCGUCAGCAGACAGGCGGCCGACCACGAGGAGGCAAAGGCUCAGCGCUGCGUUUGCGCUGUGCUCCAUGCAGACCCUCAGUGCCGUGAUUUUUGCCUAUCGAGCCCCCUGCAGACAGUGACAAUCAGGAGUCUCCACAGAGUCCCUGGUCCUGGAUGACAGUUUGAUACCUCUCCAUCCUCCCUCUCCGUGGACCCUUUCCUCCUCUUCACCGUCUUCCCUUCCCAUUUGCAACCCUUGCCUCCACAGUUACACAUUCAAAGAAAACACUUUGGAGUUUAACAGUAGACAUUCCUCCGCAUCACAACUCUUGGAACAGGUUCCAUCUGGUUUCCAGCACUCCUCAGCAAAUUCAAUACAGAUUCCCAGAGGCUCUUUUUUCCCCCUCCUAAGAGCACCAUGAGGAUUACUUCCACCCUGAAAUAAUAGCCUAAGACCUCUCUUGAUCAAACUUGAUCAAAAAUUCAUACCUGAUAGUGUUGAGGACUAUGCUUGUUGUAAACUUGUACCAACUUAUAAGGGAUCAAAAAGGCACAUGUAUGACAAUGUUGGGAAUCAAAGAGUGGCACAAUAAGCCACGUAAAGUUGAAGCAAAGGAUGGUGCAAAAUCUUGCCAUAGGAAUAAUGAAAAAUAACAACGAAAAUAUGGGAGAGGUUUUUGCUCAGUGUGCUCUGGUGCAUAUUAUUGAGCGUUGAUUUAUGAGACUAUUUACAGUCAGUUUGGAAAGCAUUCACAAGCUGUCUGAACACUCUUUCAGCAGCAAUAAUUUGCGCUCUUUGCAAGGAAACAAUAAGUCACAUCACUUGUUACUUGUCAUGGCCCUUAUAAUGAGCUAUCUAUGGUUGUGUUCUGCUCAAAUUAGUCCAAUAACAAUGUUUUCCAAUCCCAUUCUGACAGCUUGCCUUGUUUAUCUGAUUACCCAGUGCUAAGCCCUAAAAAAGAUGACAAUUAAAAGGACUAUAUUAAUACAUUAAAUUAAUAAAAGCAUUUAAGUUUAAUCAGGAAAAAAUACGUAAAGUAUUAAACAUAACAUGUCUGUGUGUGUAUUGUUUUUGUAGCAUAUCACUAAAUUAUUAUACUCAAGUUUAGUGUUGUAGUUGGUUGAGGUGGUUGAGGAUCUUUAAUUUAAAACCUCUUCUUGAACUUCAAUUUACUAUUAUUUACAUUAUUGAUUAAGAUGCUGCUUAUCUUUUUUUUAAUCCACUAAUUGCUUCAAAUGUACUUAUGCAUAAGUUUAACUUGUGAAAAACAUCAUAUUUUAUUUCUUCCUGUAAUUUGUAUGCAAAAUGGGGGUUAUGAUUAUAUGUGAUACUACUGUUAAACUAAAUAUAAAAUAAUAAUGAAUAUAAAUAAAAUAUAAAUAUAAAAUUGCAAUUUAAGGCCCACAUUUACAUAACUGGAAUAUUGUGAGUAACAUGAGCCCAUGUCCAAACCAACAACACAUUUCUAUAGAUCUCACUUUGCAUACCACUGAUCAUCAAUUGUAAAUGUACAAUUCAUUUCUAUCGGUGGUUGCUCUAUAAUUAACCUGAAGGUUUGUUGAUUUCUUCGGCCUCUCCGUCCCCCUGUGUUCCGCAGUCAUGUCAGUGACACAAACAAAAGAAUAGGCCACACAGAAGUAAAAAGGUUUCUGAGUGUACGCAAAAGUUACCGCUGCAGGAUCAAAUGCUAGUAUUUAGCAUGUUGUCAAUAUCCAGAAUGUACCUGUUAGUGAUGCAGUGUUACGGGUGUGUUGACUUUAGGUAAUUUAGCAUACUCGUCUGGUAGAGCAUAAAUUAUUCAUUUUAAUUAUGUUACAUGCAACAAUUCCGAGGU
Gasterosteus aculeatus aculeatus (three-spined stickleback) is the source of this 2535-nucleotide messenger RNA. RefSeq names its product endothelin 3b (gene edn3b). The record is from RefSeq and is a predicted model, not a curated record. NCBI's taxonomy places the organism in Eukaryota, Metazoa, Chordata, Actinopteri, Perciformes, Gasterosteidae. Gene Ontology annotation, cellular component: extracellular region. Gene Ontology annotation, biological process: intracellular calcium ion homeostasis; regulation of vasoconstriction; regulation of systemic arterial blood pressure by endothelin. Gene Ontology annotation, molecular function: endothelin B receptor binding; hormone activity.